Vigna umbellata (rice bean) is the source of this 2489-nucleotide messenger RNA. It is a transcript of the gene HMG, whose product is annotated as high mobility group. Gene Ontology annotation, molecular function: DNA binding; nucleosome binding; histone binding. NCBI's taxonomy places the organism in Eukaryota, Viridiplantae, Streptophyta, Magnoliopsida, Fabales, Fabaceae. Gene Ontology annotation, cellular component: FACT complex; nucleus. The record is from RefSeq and is a predicted model, not a curated record.
UUCUUUUGCUCAGAAAAUUUAUCUGCGUUCCUUUUUAUAACAGCGUUUGGUUCCGGACAUAUUUGAAAACCGAAAACCGCGUUUUGUGUCUGCAACAUUAAACACACCCUUGUUCGUUCUGUUCUACACUCUCGCUCUUCGCCGUUCGCGUCAGCCAUGUCCGACGGCCAUCUCUUCAACAACAUCACCCUCGGAGGCCGCGGAGGCACGAAUUCUGGGCAGAUAAGGAUUUAUGCUGGAGGAAUUAUAUGGAAGAGACAGGGCGGCGGUAAAUUAAUUGAAGUUGAUAAAUCUGACAUAAUGGGGGUGACAUGGAUGAAGGUUCCAAGGACUAACCAACUUGGGGUUCAAAUCAAAGAUGGGUUGUACUACAAGUUCACAGGAUUUCGCGACCAGGAUGUUGUAAGUUUGACCAAUUUUUUUCAAAACACCUGUGGAAUAUCAGUAGAGGAGAAACAACUUUCUGUUAGCGGACGUAAUUGGGGAGAAGUAGAUCUAAAUGGAAAUAUGCUGGCUUUUAUGGUUGGUUCAAAGCAAGCUUUUGAAGUUUCUUUAGCAGACGUCUCUCAAACACAGCUUCAAGGGAAGAAUGAUGUGAUCUUGGAGUUUCACGUGGAUGACACAACUGGAGCUAAUGAGAAAGAUUCAUUGAUGGAGAUAAGUUUCCAUAUACCGAAUUCCAACACCCAGUUCGUUGGUGAUGAAAAUCGUCCUCCUGCUCAGGUUUUCCGUGACAAAAUAAUGUCUAUGGCUGAUGUUGGUGCUGGAGGUGAAGAUGCUGUUGUUACCUUUGAGGGUAUUGCAAUCCUUACACCAAGGGGACGAUACAGUGUUGAGUUACACAUGUCAUUCUUGCGGCUUCAGGGACAAGCUAAUGAUUUCAAAAUUCAGUAUAGCAGUGUGGUUCGCCUAUUUUUGCUUCCUAAGUCUAAUCAACCACAUACCUUCGUUAUCAUUAGCCUUGACCCCCCUAUUCGGAAGGGACAAACUUUGUACCCUCAUAUUGUGAUGCAGUUUGAAACUGAUUAUGUUGUUCAAAGUGAAUUGGCAAUAACUGAAGAUCUUUAUAACACAAAGUAUAAGGAUAAAUUGGAGCUGUCUUAUAAGGGACUUAUUCAUGAAGUGUUCACCACAAUAUUACGUGGGUUGUCAGGUGCCAAAGUGACUAAGCCUGGAAAAUUUAGGAGUUGUCAAGAUGGUUAUGCAGUGAAAUCAUCUUUGAAAGCUGAAGAUGGAAUUCUGUACCCUCUUGAGAAGAGCUUCUUCUUUCUGCCUAAACCUCCCACUCUAAUUCUUCAUGAAGAGAUUGACUAUGUGGAGUUUGAGAGGCAUGCUGCUGGUGGCUCCAAUAUGCAUUAUUUCGACCUUCUUAUCAGACUGAAAUCUGAACAAGAGCAUCUAUUCCGUAAUAUUCAGAGAAAUGAGUACCACAAUCUGUACGAAUUUAUCAGUUCAAAGGGCUUGAAAAUUAUGAAUUUGGGAGAUGCCCAACCCACGGUUGGUAUUAAGAAGGUUCUUGAGAAUGAUGAUGAUGAUGCUGUUGAUCCACAUCUUGAGCGUAUUAAAAAUGAAGCUGGUGGAGAUGAAAGUGACGAGGAGGAUUCCGAUUUUGUUGCUGACAAGGAUGAUGAAGGUUCUCCUACUGAUGAUUCUGGGGCAGAUGAUUCCGAUGGUAGUGAUAGUGGUGAUGAGAAAGAGAAGCCUGUCAAAAAGGAACCAAAGAAGGACCUGCCUUCUAAGGCGACUACUUCAAAAAAGAAAUCUAAAGAUGAUGAGGAUGGAAAGAAGAAAAAACAGAAGAAGAAAAAGGACCCGAAUGCACCCAAGAGGGCAAUGUCCGGUUUCAUGUUCUUUUCUAAAUUGGAAAGAGAGAAUCUAAAGAAAACUAAUCCUGGAAUUUCAUUUACGGACGUGGGACGAGUACUUGGAGAGAAAUGGAAAAAGAUGUCAGCGGAUGAGAAGGAACCAUACGAGGCAAAAGCACGCGAAGAUAAAAAACGUUACAAGGAUGAGAUCAGUGGCUACAAGAAUCCCCAACCUAUGAAUAUUGAUUCUGGAAAUGACUCUGACAGUUCUUAAGGCUGUUUCUCAACACUGUCAGUUAAUGCAGUUCCAUAGAUACGUGUUGUCAUGCCAUGCAAGCUAAUGUAAGUCCGGCUCCUUAUAUUUCUUACCGGUGAUGGCUUCUACGCACAUGCUCCGUAAAUUGACAAAAGUUUUUCCUCUUUGAAAUGGCUUGAUAACUUGUGAAUGAACUCAAGGGUUUUGUCCUCUGAUGGUUUGCCUGGUUUGUCGACGAUAGAGGAAGGACGAGCUUAGUGCGUUGAUUAGGUUCCUAUGCUUAAUUAAAUCAGUGGUCUGUGUUUGAGACCCAAUUUCCUAAUAUAUUGCCUAUAAAAUGAUAGUCCCUUGGGUUUUUGACCCACCGAUGUAGGACUUGUAACAUAUAUAUACCUUCAACUUUUGCAUGAAUAGGGUUUAAAUUGUUA